Messenger RNA from Paramuricea clavata, 1192 nucleotides. NCBI's taxonomy places the organism in Eukaryota, Metazoa, Cnidaria, Anthozoa, Malacalcyonacea, Plexauridae. The record is from the annotation of a GenBank genome assembly.
AUGAAAGAUUUCUUCGACAAUUUUGAGAUCUCUGAACCUCUGGAACCUCGUCAUGCAUUCUUUGGUGGAAGGACUAACGCAACAUGCCUAUACUACGACGUCCAGCCAGAAGAGAAGAUCCGCUAUGUGGAUUUCUGCAGCCUCUACCCAUGGUAUGUAUCUUGUUUAAGUCUUUUAACUCAAACGUGCUUGUCGUUAACCUUCUUAAGCAAUUUUUAGGUGUAACAAAUACGGCAAGUAUCCGAUUGGCCAUCCCGAGAUUAUUACUGAAAACUUUUAACCUAUCAGUGACUACUUUGGUUUGGUGAAAUGUUCUGUGCUUCCUCCUCGUGCCCUAUACCACCCCGUUCUCCAUUACCGUACUCAGGAUAAAUUUAUGUUCCCGUCGUGUCGUACCUGUGCCGACAACCUUCAACAAGAGCUCUGCUAUCACAGCGAUGCCGAGCGAACACUUCUUGGGACAUGGGUGACUUUGGAGCUCGAGAAAGCAUUAGAGAAAGGCUACGAACUGAUGAAAGUUGACAAAGUUUGGCACUUCCCCGAGCACACGCAUGGACUGUUUAAGGACUAUAUUGAUACAUUCCUCAAAAUCAAACAAGAGGUAGAGUUUCAUCACAUGUGUGAUAUUGUCACAUCAUUAGUUUCUUAUUAUUCCUUUCCCCCCUACAGGCGAGUGGCUUUCCUCCGGAAUGUGACACCGACGAGAAGAAGGGGCAGUACAUCGCUGACUACGCCGCAAAAGAAGGUAUUCAGCUGGAUCCAAGACAAAUUGUGAAGAAUCCUGGUCUGAGGGCGUUGGCGAAGCUCAUGUUGAACUCUUUUUGGGGUAAGUGCAAUGGCAAAUUGUCCACUAAUUGUACUUGCUUUUCCUAGGGAAAAACAAGUGUUUGUUAAAAACCUAUCAUUUCUUGUAGGAAAGUUUGCGCAACGACCCAACAUGACUAAGGUCAAAAUCAUAUCGGAUCCAGCUGAAUAUUUUGACCUCCUCUCCAGCGAUCAGAUUAACGUCACCGACACGAAUUUCAUCAAUGACGAGCUCAUCGAAGUCCAUUUUGAAAACGUUGACGAAUUCGUGGAAGCCGAUGGAAAGACAAAUGCGGUUAUCGCAGCGUUCACCACAGCCCACGCCCGCCUCAAGCUCUAUGGUGUCCUGGAGCAGUUAAAUCGCCGAGUCUUAUAAUUUGACACCGAC